AUGUCACUGCCGCAAACCGUUCAAGCGAUCGCGAUAUCCAAGACAGGAGAUUUCGAUGUUAUCGAGAAGACGGGGGUACCGUUCCCGAAGAGGGACUCGGGAGACAUUGUGGUGAAGAUGCACUACGGGGGUGUCAACUUCAUAGAUACCUACUACAGGAAAGGACUUUACAAAAUCACUAACUUCCCGUUUGUGCUCGGAACCGAAGGCUCUGGUACAAUCGUCAGCCUGCCUACCGAUCCUGACGUUGUCAACAACGAAGAAUACAAGAAGCGUGGCUUCGCGGUCGGCAAGAAUGUUGCGAUUUACACUCUGGGUGCUUUCUCAGAAUAUACUAGUGUGCCAUGGCGACCUGUCAUCGUGCUUCCUGAUAAUGUCCCCCUCAUCACGGGAGCCGCAGCGAUGACGCAAGGGCUCACCGCUUUGACGUUCGUCACUGAAGCAUAUGAAGUGAAGAAGGGCGACAUCGUCCUUGUUCAUACAGUUGCUGGUGGGCUGGGCCUUCUCUUUGCGCAGCUCAUCAAGGCUCGCGGGGCUACAGUUAUUGGUACCACCAGCACUCCAGAGAAGGCGGAGCUCGCUCGCGCUCACGGUGCAGACCAUGUGAUCCUAUAUCCUGUCGAGGAUACAGUACAACGCGUACUGGAGAUCACCAAUGGCGAGGGUGUCCACGCCAUCUUUGACGGUGUCGGGAAAGAUACGUUUGAAGCUGACUUCAAGAUGCUCCGCCGGAAAGGCACCCUCGUAUCGGUGGGCAACGCAUCGGGCGCUGUGCCACCGUUCCCUCCUGCAAAACUCGGAGAGAAAAAUAUCAGACUUCUGCGUCCUACGAUGGGUAAUUAUGUUGCUACUCCAGAAGAAGCGGGACGAUACGGCGCUGAGCUUUUCAGACUCGUCGCUGAGGGCACGUUGAAGAUCAAUAUCUUUAAGGAGUAUGCGUUUACGGGGGAAAAUGUACAGCAAGCUCAGAAGGAUUUGACCGGUGGGAAGACGACAGGAAAGCUGGUCAUCAGGAUAUUCGAGUAG
Fibroporia radiculosa is the source of this 1026-nucleotide messenger RNA. RefSeq lists its product as uncharacterized. Lineage: Eukaryota; Fungi; Basidiomycota; Agaricomycetes; Polyporales; Fibroporiaceae. The record is from RefSeq and is a predicted model, not a curated record. Bases 1 to 1026 code for a protein of 341 amino acids. Gene Ontology annotation, molecular function: quinone reductase (NADPH) activity. Gene Ontology annotation, biological process: cellular response to oxidative stress. Gene Ontology annotation, cellular component: cytoplasm. The transcript has 7 exons.